AUUAUGUUUAUAAGCCUGUACCAAGGCUCAUGCAGGAAGCCUAUGCCGCACGCUCCACCCACAAGAAGAAGAUGUGGCGAGGGAGGAAACCCAUCGCCGCCCAUACGCGCCUCGCCCAGAAGCAGGCGGAAUCAGGCACCGAGGUCUCCGUGUCGAAAUGGAUAUGGUGUCUUCUUAGCGACCGGGAGACACCGCCUGUCCGCCAUGUCCAGUUCCUCGUCGAUCCUGCAUGAGAAUAUCCAUGCCACCAGAGCCAGACACCGCCAGCCCGCCAGGUCCAGUUCCUCGUCGAUCUCACUUAAGGAUAUCCAUGCCACCCGAACCGCGAUCAAUCAUCCCACGCAGGAAGACCUGAACAGCCGCGCGCCGUUCUAUCAAGAGACCUCGCCAGACACACCGCGACCAGCGGUAAAAGUAUCGCCUCCAGCUUCCCAGACCCAUGCAACCACCCCUUCCAUGUUUUACUUUUCGCUUUCCGCCCCAAAAGAGGUAUCAGCGGGUGGUUGAGCAGGACUCAGGAGACGCCCCGAUUCCAGAGGCGCCCCUGGUUCUCGCUGGUACCACCGGUUCAUUGCAGCCCUAUGUUAACGUGACUUGCAAUAAACUUAAUUGGUUAGUAUUAAUAUUGGUUUUACAUGUACUCAAAACCUAGAC
Dreissena polymorpha is the source of this 654-nucleotide messenger RNA. RefSeq lists its product as uncharacterized. The record is from RefSeq and is a predicted model, not a curated record. The coding region runs from base 4 to 507 and encodes 167 amino acids. The transcript is spliced from 2 exons. Lineage: Eukaryota; Metazoa; Mollusca; Bivalvia; Myida; Dreissenidae.